Molecule: messenger RNA, 1161 nt
Organism: Elaeis guineensis (African oil palm)
Lineage: Eukaryota; Viridiplantae; Streptophyta; Magnoliopsida; Arecales; Arecaceae
Source: RefSeq, a predicted model, not a curated record
AUGGGUUUCAUUAGAAUGGAUGGUCAUUGGAUCAAGGGUCGAGGUGUUGUAGUUAUGGAGGAGGAGAAGGAGGAGCGUACUGAGGGGGAGGAUCCCUCAUCACCACUUGAGCCCAGGUCAAGCCCUGAUAUUCAUUUUGUGUCGGAGCCUGAAGCAGAUCCUUCAGUUAGUGCACCUCUAUCUAUAAGCCAUGCCGUGCCAUCAUCAUCUAAAUUGGAGGAGGAUGAGAUGGGAUUGCUAGCUGAGUGGAUCGGGCACCAGCUCUUCGCCUAUGUCGAGGCGUUGAGCCGCAUGAGGAGGGACCUUCUUCAGGCGGAGGAGCACUGCCAGGAUGAGGUUGCCCGUCUUCAAGCGAAGACGGCCGAGGUGGCCACCCUCCGGGAGGCCCUAGAGAGAGAGAGGCAAGACCGGGAAGAGGAAAGACAAGCCCGGGAGGAGGAGAGACGAAGCUUGGAGGAGUCGACGAGGAAGGCGGAGGCCGAGGUCACCCAUCUGGCCGAGCAGACUUCGUCAACUAUCCAACGGCUAAGAAAGGAGGUCCUCCACCUGAUGAAGAAGUUGAAGAAGUCGGAGGACGAGCUCCGCAAGUCGAAAAAAUGCUAUUCCGAGGCCGCCGCUGAGGUCGCCCACUUCAGGAGUCUCCAAGUGAAGGCAAUCAUGGACUACAGCCGGAGGAAGGCGAACUUCACAAAGGAGCUCGAGGAAUCGCAGGAUGAGCAAAAAUGGUCGCAGAAGGUCUCCGACCUCCAGAAGCAGCUUCAAGAUGCUGAGAUGAGCCACGAUGUGCAGCGGGCCAGCUGGCGCCGGCAGGUAGAAGAGCACAAAGGGAGAUUCCGUCAAGCGGCGGACGAGGUCGUUCGUCUCCAGAGGCAGUUGGUAACUAGGGCGCAGCUUGCUAACGCCCAAGAUACCAAAGAGCUCCUAGCCUUGAGGGGCACUGUCGAGGGGAUUUUCGUCUCCCUUGGGGAGAAGACAGCUGAACUUCAGCAAGUGAAAAUCCAAUUGGCGCUCGAGCGGAAGGCCAUCGCGGAUGCGGAGGCGGAGUCUGAAGUUCUGCGGAAGCGGUGUCGAGAAGCAGAGGCAGAGAGCCGACAUCUUCAGUUGGAAAGUGAAUCAUCUCAAGAUUUAGAGAAUGAUGAUGAGAUGGCGAUGAUCACUUAA